Oxyura jamaicensis (ruddy duck) is the source of this 1839-nucleotide messenger RNA. It is a transcript of the gene UBE2E1, whose product is annotated as ubiquitin conjugating enzyme E2 E1. The record is from RefSeq and is a predicted model, not a curated record. Gene Ontology annotation, molecular function: ubiquitin conjugating enzyme activity. Gene Ontology annotation, cellular component: nucleus. Bases 154 to 1032 code for a protein of 292 amino acids. The transcript is spliced from 6 exons. Lineage: Eukaryota; Metazoa; Chordata; Aves; Anseriformes; Anatidae. Gene Ontology annotation, biological process: protein polyubiquitination.
CUCAGCCUUAAAAAAAAAAGCAGCGCCGGGAGCCUGCCCCUCUCCCAGCCACCUGCCUCGACCCUCGUCCCUUUGGGGCACUCGCAUGGAAGCGCAGACCGGAGCGGGGGAGGGCGUUUAUCCCCCCCCACCCCCGACUUGACACCUCCGCAGAUGACUUUCCAGAGGGGGUCUCCAUUAACAACUCAGCCCCCUCCGAUCGCCCCUUCCUUCCUUCCCUCCCCAGCCCCCCCGGAGGCAGGGGGGUGCCGUGUCCGCCGGGCUCCCCCCGCAGCCCCGCAGCCGGGGCUCCCCCCGCCGCCCCCCGGGGCCCCCCUCGGCUGGAGGCCGCGGCGGGUGUCGCCCCGUGCCCGCCGCCCCCCGGCCCGGCUCGGCGGUGGGGGAGGCAGGCAGGGAAGCCAUUGCCUGUUUAAUAGUUGCUGUUGCAGCACUUCCGCUUCUCUCCCAGCGAGAGAGACACGAGUGGCCAGGCCCAGCCGCACCGAGGAGGAGCAGCCAGACACAAAGGCAGAGACAGAAAAAGAGACAAGCACACCUAAGAAGAAGGAAAGCAAAGUCAGCAUGAGUAAAAACUCUAAGCUGCUAUCUACCAGUGCCAAGAGGAUUCAGAAGGAAUUGGCUGACAUCACCUUAGAUCCACCUCCCAACUGCAGCGCUGGCCCCAAAGGUGAUAACAUCUAUGAAUGGAGAUCAACCAUUCUAGGACCUCCAGGCUCCGUCUACGAGGGAGGGGUUUUCUUCCUUGAUAUCACCUUUACACCAGAAUAUCCUUUCAAGCCUCCAAAGGUAACGUUCCGGACAAGGAUCUAUCACUGUAACAUCAACAGCCAAGGCGUCAUCUGCCUGGACAUUUUAAAAGACAACUGGAGUCCAGCAUUAACCAUUUCUAAAGUUCUCCUCUCCAUCUGCUCCCUUCUCACAGACUGCAACCCGGCUGACCCCCUGGUUGGAAGUAUUGCCACCCAAUAUAUGACUAACAGAGCAGAGCAUGACAGAAUGGCCAGACAAUGGACCAAAAGAUACGCUACAUAAAUUGGAUUUUUGUCAAACUUACAUUAUUUGUCUGUGAUGGAAAGAGCUGCUUAUGAUUUUGAAGGGGUGGGGGGAGGGAGGGUGCUGGUAAAGAGUAGGGUAUUUCUAUAACAGAUUUUAUUCAGUCUUUUAUUUCCUAAGAUUUUGUUGUUGUAACUUAAGGUAUCUUGCUACAGUAGACAGCUAGAAUUGGGAAUAGUGUAUUUUAAGACUGUAAUUAGUUCAGCAAUAUUAGCUCACAUAUAGUACCGAGAAGAAUGUAAACUUCUUAGGCAUCUUUGGUUUUCAGUUUGCUUGCAAUAUGCAAAAGAUUAAAACAGCUUAAUUUUGUACAGGUACAUAUGUUGGCGUUUAUGUAAAAGUCCUUUCAAGACUCUACACACUGUUUUUUGCUUUUUGUUUUGUUUUUUGGUUUGGGGGGUUUAUUUUGUUCUGGGUUGGGUUGGGGUUUUGUUUGUUUUAUUUUGUUUUUGUAAAAAGAUGUCAGGAUUGUUUUCCCCUAUGGAGGGCACAUUGGUAUUUAACAAAUCCUUUUUAAAGACUGUCAUCUCAUGAUCUGUGAUACGGAGAGGUGGAUAUAUAGCCUCAUAUAUGAAAUGAGAAGUAGUUAAUGUAUUAUUUUAUAAGCCAAUCUAUCUUUGUGAAAAGAAUAAAGGUUUUAAUCAGGACUUACGGCAACCUGUAGUGAAAUACCUUAAGCUGUUUAACUGUAAGGCGUGGAAUAGGAGUCACUCAGUGGAUUGGUUGUAUGUUGUGGGCUACUUAAGUCUGCAUUUGUUACUGUGCUAAUAAAAAGAUGUUUAAAAA